CCCACCCAGCUGGGGGCUUCAGGGGGACACCAGCCCCAGGGACCCGUGCCCUGGGUCCUGCUCCCCGUGUGGGACCGUGCCGCGUGGGUGCGUUGGUGCCACCGGGCACGUCGCCCUGCCCUGCCUGCCAGCCUGUCCCAUCCCUCGCUAUUUUAAAGCCCUAUUCUUUCCCCGUCCCGCUGAUAAGAAAUGCUAACGACGUGAUGAAAUUGGAUAGUUCAAUCGCCUGCUCCUCCUAAUGGAACUCUUGUGUUCGUUAAUUUGCUGUUUUUAAUGGGCUGAUUGUUCUCCGGUGGCUGGGCGAGCCACGUGAGCACUCGAGCGCGUUUUGCAGUGGUCAGAUGUGAGGUGGUGCUUGAAGGCAACUGAACCUUGGUGCUCAAUAAUUGCAGAGCAAUUUGGAGAUAAGGCCCCAAUGUAUAAUUUAUCGGCGCUCCGUCCACCCCGGUCACGAGCAGCCGCAGAGCGCGGCGGGGCCCCGUGCCUCCCCCCCAGGCACCGGCUGCGCGUGGAGAAGGAGUCUUGGGACCGGGGGGGAUCCCUGCAGCAGGACAGGAGCUGGGCACAGGGUGCUGCCAAGCCAGGAUCCACUCUCCCAAGACGUCCCCGAGGGUUUCAAGCUCUGGCAGGAGCACGAGGGUGGAGGUGGAGCUUUCUUGCCCUGGGACCGAAAUGAACGGAGCUGCGCCAGGCAAAGGGCCCCAGCUGGCAUCGCGGGGCCGGAGACGCGCCCGGGGGCUUCUCACUCCUCACCUGGAGAGCCGACAGCGCCUCUGCCCCUAGAGAUGCUGCCCCGAGCCACCGAGCAGGGCUGCACCCACUGAUCGCUCCCAACCCAGCCCCGACACCCCAUGAUCCCCCCCUCUGCCACGGCCUGGGGGGCUCGGCCAGGAGGGGAAUAAAGCGGAGCCCCCCCCCCCCCUCACCCCCAGCGUGCCCCUUUGGGAUCCCGCAGCGAAGGAGAGCAGCUCCCCGGCUCCCGCCCCGGGGAGGGAUGAAGACGCCAUGGCCAAAUUCCUGGUGAAAUUCCAGCGGUCUUUUCGGCGGAGACCCGUGCGCUUCUUCACGCUGCUGGCCCUCUACCUGGCGGCCGGCAGCCUGCUUUUCCUGCACGCCGGCUUCACGGGGGAGCCCCGGGUGGCGGGCAGCCCCCGCGGCCCCGCGGCGGGCGAGGGCCAGGAGCUGCCCUACCUGGGGGUGAUGCAGCUGAGCCGCGGCUUCCCGGGGGUGGCGGGGGGCCGGCGGCGAGGGCCCUGGUUCAAAAGCACCGCCAAGGAGCCGGCCGAGAGGAGCAAAGCGGGCGACUACGGCGCGGCGCGGAGCCGCGUGCUCAAGGGCAGGAGCGGCCGCGAGAAGGACGAGGACAGAGCGAAAUACAUCGGCUGCUACGUGGACAGCACGCGGCGGCGGACGCUGCGCGGGGUGUCCUUCCUGGACUACAAGAAGAUGACAGUCUUCCGUUGCCAGGACAACUGCGCCGAGCGGGGCUACCUCUACGCGGGGCUGGAGUUCGGCGCCGAGUGCUACUGCGGCCACAAGGUGCAGGCGCCCAACGCCAGCGAGCCCGAGUGCAACAUGCCCUGCAAGGGCGAGCGCAGCAGCACCUGCGGCGGGGCCAACCGCCUCUCCAUCUACCGCCUGGAGCUGGCCCAGGAGUCCGCCCGCCGCUACGGCAGCGCCGUGUUUCGGGGCUGCUUCCGCCGGCCGGACAACGUCUCCAUCGCCCUGCCCGCCAGCCAGCCCAUGCCCAACAUGUCCGUGGACAAGUGCGUGGAUUUCUGCACCGAGAAGGAGUACCCGCUGUCGGCGCUGGCCGGCGCCGCCUGCCUCUGCGGCUUCCCCACCACGCUCUUCACCCUGCACGAGCGCGAGGACGAGCAGCUCUGCGCCCAGAGGUGCCCCGGCGAGGAGUUCGAGAGCUGCGGCACCGCCGAGUUCCUGCUGGUCUACCAGACCCAGGUGCAAGACAACCGCUGCAUGGACAGGAGGUUCCUGCCCACCCGCUCCAAGCAGCUCGUGGCCCUGGCCAGCUUCCCCGGGGCCGGCAACACGUGGGCACGGCACCUGAUCGAGCUCGCCACCGGCUUCUACACCGGCAGCUACUACUUCGACGGGUCGCUCUACAACAAGGGGUUCAAGGGCGAGCGGGACCACUGGCGCAGCGGGAGGACCAUCUGCAUCAAAACCCACGAGAGCGGCCAGAAGGAGAUCGAGUCCUUCGACUCGGCCAUCCUGCUCAUCCGCAACCCCUACAAGGCGCUGAUGGCCGAGUUCAACCGCAAGUACGGGGGGCACAUCGGCUUCGCCGCGCACGCCCACUGGAAGGGCAAAGAGUGGCCGGAGUUCGUGGCCAACUACGCGCCGUGGUGGGCCACCCACACCCUGGACUGGCUGCGCUACGGCAGGAAGGUGCUGGUGGUGCACUUCGAGGACCUCAAGCGCGACCUCUUCGCCCAGCUGAAGCGCAUGGUGGGGCUGCUGGGCAUCGCCGCCUGCGAGGACCGGCUGCUGUGCGUCGAGGGCCAGAAGGACGGCAACUUCAAGCGCUCGGGCUUGAGGAAGCUGGAGUACGACCCCUACACCCCCGAGAUGAGGAAGAUGAUCAGCGGCUACAUCAAGACGGUGGACGCGGCUCUGAAGCUCCGGAACCUGUCGGGGGUCCCGGAGGACUACUACCCAAGGUGAUGGUGCCGACCGGGGGGGGGGGGACCUGUCCCUGCCUGGAGAGGAAAGGCUCCUUUUCCUCUACCUGCUUCCACCCAGUGGGUGGCUUUCUUUUAAUUCUCCAUCUGCUGCUAUUAGCUGUUAAUCAACCCCCUGCAUGAG
Oxyura jamaicensis (ruddy duck) is the source of this 2826-nucleotide messenger RNA. RefSeq names its product WSC domain containing 2 (gene WSCD2). The record is from RefSeq and is a predicted model, not a curated record. Lineage: Eukaryota; Metazoa; Chordata; Aves; Anseriformes; Anatidae. The coding region runs from base 1006 to 2685 and encodes 559 amino acids. The transcript is spliced from 9 exons.